CUCAAUUUGUAUUCAUUUCUCUAGGGAAUUGUGGAAACUAAUGGAGAGAAGGGGCUACAAUUUGAAAUCGCUGCCUUACAAUGACUGGGCCAAACAAGUGCAUGCCAACGAAGACUUGAAACCUCUGUCACAUCUACUUCAAUUCCUGGUCAAGAAUGAAAAUUACUUCACCAAUCUGGCUGUAUUGAAAAAAGAGAGACUGAACUGUUUCAUUGAAAAGAGAAAGGUGACAUACCCGGUAGCCGAUGCUGAGCUCUAUAGCAAAUACCUUGACCAUCUCCACCAAUUGGGAUGCAUUCCUGUGGCCGCUAAUAGUCCCAGUAAGUCAGGUGAGCUCAACAUUCAUUCAAAUUAAUACAAUAUAAAGUUGGACUUGAUUUCAGUCCAUUUAU
This is a messenger RNA of Nilaparvata lugens (brown planthopper), 392 nucleotides long. RefSeq lists its product as uncharacterized. The transcript is spliced from 2 exons. Lineage: Eukaryota; Metazoa; Arthropoda; Insecta; Hemiptera; Delphacidae. Bases 41 to 355 code for a protein of 104 amino acids. The record is from RefSeq and is a predicted model, not a curated record.